This is a messenger RNA of Linum trigynum, 9599 nucleotides long. Lineage: Eukaryota; Viridiplantae; Streptophyta; Magnoliopsida; Malpighiales; Linaceae. The record is from the annotation of a GenBank genome assembly.
GCGUGUUUUGACCGUGAAUUUGGGCGGUCAAUACCGUUGACUAAUGGUCAAUGGUCCAGCUCACUACCAUGUCAACGCCAAAAUAAAAAAAAUUCAAAUUCCAAAUUAUUUUCAUAUUUACUUUAUCUAAUAAGAAAAUACAUAUUGGUAAAGAAAAUAAUCCAACAAAACAUGUAGAUAAAUGAAAUUGUCUCUUUGUCCACUGAGAACAAGACACACUCUCUCCCUCUCUCUCUCUUUGUUGGUCGAAGCUCAAAAACCUUUUCCCAUUCCUCUCCUCCCACCUCACCCUUUCUCUCGAGCUCCUUCUUCCAUUGACGAAGACGACAAAUUCAGAGAUCUCUACAUCGAUGUCCUCCAUCCCUUCUCCAACUCCUCAACCUUUAGUUUCCCGCGCUGCUUCAGCUCUAACCGAAACGGCCAAUGCGAAUGAAUAGAGGUAUGAUGGGCGAUGGAGAAGAGGACGAUGACGACGACGACCCUUUGGUGAUUGUGGCAGAUGGAGACCCAAACCGAGGAAUGGAGGAAAUAAAGGAAACAAUACUUUUUCUUAUUUUCUUACCAAUAUUUAUUUUCUUAUUAGAUAAAGGAGAUAUGAACAUAAUUUGGAAUUAUUUUUAUAAAAUUUGGCGCUGACAUGGCAGUGAGUUUGACCGCUAGUCAAUGAUGUUAACCGUCCCCGUUGACGGUCAAAAUACGCAUCCGGCUAAGCUAGUCUAAUAUGACGUAUAGUUGGAAUCAGGAUAACAAUUUCUAAAACUACAAGUCAAAAUAAAUUAUUUGGAUAAAGUUGGGACUAGAAUAAGAUAUUAAUUCUAAAAAAUGGAUGAGAAUAUGAGAUGUUUGUCCGACCAUAUGUGUUCAACCUCCCCAGUCCCAACUACAUAAUGUGUGGGCUGGGCAACUAAAUGGUUGACUUUCUCGGCCCACAAGCAUAAACUACACACCUCUCUCUUUUAACGGGCUCCAACCGUUUAUUUUUUCACAAACCUCCUCAAUUUCCAGAGCUGCCCGCAUUCGCCACGAGUUUUUGCAACCGCAAAAACUCGUGACAAUCCGAUUCCAUACGGGAAGGAGAAUCUCUCCCCUAAUGUCAUCUCUCUAAAUUGAUCUGAUUGCAUCUCUCUGAAUUAUUCUGACCGAGAAUAUAAAACUACUUCUCAAGGAUUCUCCUUAAUGACCAAAUUUCCUCUAGUAAUGCACAAGAUAAGCAUAACAAAAGACGGGUUUUGCAGAGGAGAUUGGGUUUUGUGUAUUUGCGUCGAGUUCAAAUCAAUUAAUUUUGCAACCAAUAUUUGUCAGUGCACAUGGAUGUGUAGUGUAGACAGGAGGUAGAGAAGUUGAAUUUUAUCACGCAUGUGGAAUUGUGGGUUGGCCAUAAUUGUAAUUAAAUGAUGGCAUGUGGAGUAUUAAUCACCUUGGAAAGAAUGAAUAGACAACAGAGCGGCAUUCUUUCUGAGUAGUGCAGGCACUAUGCAGCUAGCUUUGGGAAUUAUGGACGGUACGGUAUGGUACCUCAUUUACUCUUUAUGGAACUAGCUUAUACCCGUCCGUUGGUCGGAAUAUUUUGAGAUAUCUAUUUCGAUGAUAUAUCUUGAUUAGGGGUGUCCAUUCGGGUUCGGCUUUUCGGGUUUACUCGAAACCGACCCGAUUAUAUAUAUUUUUGGUUUUUCGGGUUCGGGUUCGUUUCGGGUUCGGUUUUGCUUAUCGAUUUUUCGGGUUCCGGCUAAAAACCUCCAAUGAAUAGAACUCAACACGUAUUCUUAGGCGUUCGGGUUUUCGGGUUUCGGUUUUGCUUUAACCGAACCCGAUAAGGAAUUUUCGGGUUUCGGGUAACCGGAACCCUCAAGUCCUUAUCGGUUUCGGAUUCAGUUUUAGUGAUUUUUGGUUUCAGGUUUUUGGUUUUUUCGGGUUUCGGUUCGGGUUACCGAACCCGACCCGAACUGACACCCCUAAUCUUGAUAAAUAGUUAAAUAGAUUUUGUUUGGAACUAAUAGUUGACUUUUUAUAAUCGAGAUUGAUAUUAUUAAAACAUGAUAAAUAAAACUCAAUUCUUAGUAUUAAAGCAAUCAUAUGAAUUAAUAUAUUGAGAGUUUAAUUUGUAUACCUUGAACCUUAUUGAUGAAUGGUGUUCUCACUUAUCACAAUCACGAUAAGCCCUGGUGAUUUUCAUGGAAUCUAACACUCCUUCAUCACAACACGAAUCUCCAUUGCUGGUCCAAUGGGUUCAUCACCCACCACUACUAACAGCUUCCUAAAAAGAGGCUAAAUAAUGUCAUAUGUGGAGGAAAAUAGAGAGAACCCAAAGAAACUUAGCUAACAGCAGAGUAAACUGGCAAGAAUAAAAGAAUGGAAAUCUACAAACUCAAUCACAAAAUAAUUGGAGGGACCACUGCUUAUAGGGCUUAUGGUUCCUUUUCUAUUUGUUUGAUUUGGGUUCGUCGCCUCCACCAUGAAUCUCCAACGAGAAUCUGUGUUGUUUGAACCUGAAGCACCCAUUCUCCCCCUAAAUGAUAUAUGAGACAAAGAAGAGGAAGACCGUGAGAUACUCUCUGUGAAGUAAACAAAAAAAAAAUCGAGAUGACAUACUUAAGGAAUUCCUCGGGCCUAAUUCGGAUCCACAACUUCAUAUUCUCUAUUUCCUUGGAAAGAUCCAUCUUCUUCAUCCACAAUCAGCAAGCCUUACAGCCACAAAGAGAGUCCUUCCCCAGGAGAAUACUUGGUAUGCAUCACCUGAUCGCUACUGUCAGAUCCCCGUGGAAUCCAAUGAAUCAAAAUGAAAACUUAAAUCAAAACCUAAGUAAUCAGAGAGAUAAACACAUGUGUUUCUAACUUUCUAUAGUUCAAAACUUUUCUCACCAUCGAAGAGAGGAAUUUGACAAUCCGCCAAUCACCAUGGGACGAACACCUUUAUGGUGUCUCUUCUCUCCUCUUCUUCCUUAUUACUUCCAAUGCCACAUUGCCCACUUCUUCUUCCCCUAAACCGCAGCGCCACCAUUCUCAAUCUUCCGCUUACCCCGAUUCCACUGCCGCUGGACAAAAGUAACUUCAACUCCGUCCUUGUCUCCCUCCUCAACUCCCACUACACCUAGCUCGGUGACCUUGUCGAGAAAGCAUUCCCCACGCUCUAGAGCAAUCAGUCGGCAACCACACAUAACCACCCCACACAAUGGAGCCCUCGAGCGUCGCCUCAACUCCGAGUUCAAGCGCUUCCUCCUAAAGCCUCGCAACCUCCACUCCCUCCGCAGAACAACCUUCGUUGGCAGUGACGGAAGAUGAUUUCAGCCGCAAAAAAAGUAGUGGGAACCGACGGUUUCUUAUCUCUCCUGUCACGCGGGGAUUUCUAAUUUAAUCCUGUGUAACCACCCUGCCACGUCAGACUCCUAAAAUCACUCUAUGCGUAGGAAAAUUUGAAUGGGGGUUGCAGUUUUACUUUUCAGCUAUAAAUUAUACUGUUGAUUCUCCAAUAACCUGAUGCAAUCUGAAAUAGAGGUCGUGGUAAAUGAUGGACCCGUUCCAGUAAAUUUUGCAGCUGCCAUUCAUAUAAAUUAAUUAAUUGUUACAACAGAAGUUGAACUCCUCACCAAUUAUAAGUUUGUGCGAGUUAAUGACACAUACAACACACCACUCAAACAUAACAGUCGAAGAAAAAUAUAACUGAUAACGAUGUAAAUGCACAUGUUUGCGCCCCUAGUUCUUAUCCGUUUGAGGGGCAUAGUCGUGUACUUUUGGCCUAUUUUACGCCGGGUUGUGCUAUUUUGUCAUGUUUCAGGUCCCAGGUGUCAAAGGGAAGGCUAAGCACGAGUUUCGGGGCAUUCGGAAGUCAUUUCGGUGAGCUGGAGCCAAAACACGGGCAGCCUAAGGCAUUACACGGCCGUGUACUGCUGGCCGUGCUUUUUAUGCCGAGAGCAAAUUCAGUUUGGUCGAUUCAGCUGCAAACACGGCCACCAAAGCACGGCCGUGUUCAGGCAAAGCACGGCCGUGUACAUCGCGAAGCACGGCCGUGUUUCCUCCCACUGCUGGCCGUGUAAUUAAACACUGGCCGAAACACGGGCAGGCUCAGGCAAAGCACGGCCGUGCCCUCGACCGUGCUUUGGCCACUGAUGCUUUUAAGCAGAGUUUCAGCCACAAUUCAAGAGGAUUCGAGUUUUUAAGAGAGAGAUCAGUUCCUAGAGAGAGAAAGUGACGAGCAAGAGUUCCCAAGUGCCCUAGAUUGAUCUUCAACACCAUUGGAGGCCAGCUUGAGCUUGGAGAAGUGCCGAUCAACGUCCAGAAGCAGGAAUCCAUCCUUCGCAGUAUGAAUUCCGUGUCUGAUUCUUCUUUUGCUUUCUUCUCUAUGGAGUAGUUCUCCCAUUCAUCUGGGUAUGGAGAACCCUAGAUUUGUAUGUUAGGCUUUGAUUGUAUGAACCCAAGUACUGAUUCUAUGAUUGAUUAUAUUCGAUUGAGGUUUUAAUGAUUGAAUGACUUGAAUCCUGAUCAAAUUCCUGUUGUUUCUGCUUUAACCUAGAAUGAGAAUAUCUGCCUAGGUUAAUAGAGUAUCCUUGAUUGAAGGUAGGGAGUUGGUGACUUUAGUCGAGGAGCCAACUCACUAUUCUGUACCGGAUUUACUCCGGUAGUGGAGGUUUUGUUCUUAGGGCCUCAAUCUGUCGACUCCGGUGGAGGUUAGUCGCCCGCUAGAGAGUCAGAUUGAGAGGGUCUGAAGACCUUUAGUCGAGACUUCAGGCUGUUUAAGAACCUUCCGCAGUAUAAUCUUCAUAGAAACUGAACUUGGUAAUUACAAUCCGGCUUAACUGCAGUCUAGGGGGAACCAUAUCCGGGUGACCUCUUUAACCUGAAUACAACAGUUUACUUGCUUUGUUAGUUUGUUAGUUAGACUUGCAUUCCAGUUUCAUUGCUAGAUAACAAGAAUUCACUGAGUAGUCAUCACAUCUAGGACCCGGGUUGAUAAUUAAACCCAAACCCGCUAUACUACGCUUUAGGAAGUGGUUUCACUUGGCCAAUUCCUGGAGUGACAGUAGAGUCGAGUCAAGUUUUUGGCGCCGUUGCCGGGGACGGCUAGGUUGUUGAAGAAAAGUGAUUUCUGUUAAUUUAGCCUUUCUUUUUGCUUUGUUUGCUUUGUUCCACUUGUGCCUUCACGGGUUUGCUUGCUUGAGUGUGUGCAGGUAGUGCAUGACCCGUAGCCAGUCAGGAGGUUUACUGCCGUUGAAUCCAGAGAUUGACCGCACCUGUCGCCAGCUCAGGAGACAACAGCGAGCUAGACUGGCUACGAAAGAGCGCAUAGACGGCCACGUGAGCAGUGAUUCUGAGGAGGAGUACGAGAUGGCAGACUACAAUCAACACCAGGGGAAUCCUCAGCAGGCUCCCCCGGUGAAUCAGGUCCUGGGGAACAACCCCAUACCCCAGGAUCAUGGAGUUCAUCAUCCACCGCAGCCGGGUCCCACCUUGGAGUACUACUACACUCCGCGGAUUGCUGACAUCCGCCCGGUCAUCCUCUACCCGCCUAUCCCAGCAAACAAUUUCGAGAUCAAGCCAUGCUGGAUUCAGCUCAUCACAUCCUCUAUCCAGUUCCAUGGCUUGAAGAAUGAGGAGGCCAGGGUGCAUCUUUCCCGUUUUCUGCAGCUGACGAACGGGUUCAAGCUGAAUGGUGUCCCGGAUGAUGCAAUCCGCCUUCAUCUCUUCCCCCAUUCUCUGGCGGGGAAUGCUAAGAGGUGGUUGGAGACCCAGCCCCCAUUGUCCAUCACCUCUUGGGACGAUCUAGCGGACAAGUUCGUGCACAGGUACUAUCCGGCAUCGAAGACUACAGAGAUUCAGCGGGAGAUCACUCACUUCCGCCAGGAGCCAGAUGAGUCACUUCGUGAUGCUUGGGAGCGGUACAUGGGCUAUUUCUGGCAGUGCCCCCAUCAUGGCUUCAGUGAUGCAUUCACAGUGGGGAACUUCUACAGUGCCCUUUCUCCAGAUAGCCAGAGGGUGAUUGAGUCUCUAUGCCUAGGAGGGGAUAUUCUUACCAAGACUCCACCCGAGCUGAACCAGAUGAUCAGUACUUUGGCUGCCAGAGAUCAUUCUUGGGGACAGGGUAGCCGAGGCAGACAUUCCCGGGACCGUGGUGUGCACGCCAUGGAGACCAGAUCCGGGCUCGAGCAGCAGGUAGCUGAGCUAGUGCAGACAUUGAAGCAUCCCAACAGUCUGAUUCCGGGCAGAGGUUUGGCUACACCUCCAGUUGCUCAGUGUCAGUGGUGUGAGAGCUCCAGUCACCUAGUGGAGGACUGCCAGGCUAUGAGGGAGUCUACCACACCCCAGGAGCAGUUGGCCUUCAUCGCCAAUGCGAGGCGCCUCGAUCCAUACAGUAGCACAUAUAAUGAGGGGUGGCGCCAGCAUCCCAACUUCGCCUGGAGCAGCAACACCACUAAACCACCUGGUUUCCCAGCACCAGCGGGUGGUUUUCAGCAGAGGCAGCCCUUCCAGGCUCGCCAGGGGCCAGACCCACAGCAGCAGCCCUACCAGCCUAGGCAGGGCCAGCCGUUCCAGCAGCCCCAGCGCCAGUUUGCCAAGCCAGCAGCAGCUCCGGCCCCAGAUGACAGGAUGACGAAGCUGGAAAACAUUCUAGCUUCAUUCAUGACUAGCAUCCAGGCUGCUAUCACAUCACUGGAGGCAGGUCAGCGGAACCAGGGUGCCAUUUUGCAGGAUCUGCAGACCCAGGUGGGCAUCUUGGCCCGCCAGAGCACCACCAGGGCACCGGGGACUCUGCCUGCCACCACUGUUCUGAAUCCUCGAGAUCCUCACCAGCAUCAGCAGCUGGAUGCCAUUUUUACCAGGAGCGGUAAGACCAUAUCUGAUGAUCCUGUCCCGGCCAGACAGGAGGAACCACUGCCUGCUCCAGCACUUCCAGCCGACAAUGCAGAAGUGCGGGUGGAGAAGGAAGCCCCUGCUCCCAAGCCACAACCAGUGGUUAAGGAGCAUGUACCCCAGCUUCCCUUCCCCACUCGCCUACACAAGGACAAGCUGGAGACUGAGUUUGCCAAGUUCAUGGCAAUGUUGAAGCAGCUCAACAUCAGCAUACCGUUCAUGGAGGCACUGUCGAAGAUGCCCAAGUAUGCCAAGUUCAUGAAAGAUAUCUGCACCAACAAGAAGAGACUUGGGGAUCUCUCGACAGUGAUGCUGAGCGAGGAGUGUUCUGCUAUCCUGCAGAACAAGCUGCCCGAGAAGCGCAAGGAUCCAGGGAGUUUUACUAUCCCCCUUACUAUUGGCAGCAUGCAUGUAGGAAAGUCCUUGGCGGACCUAGGCGCUAGCAUUAACGUCAUGCCAUAUAAGUUGUAUAAAAUGCUAGACCUAGGUGAACUUAGCCCUACUAGGAUGAGCAUUCAAUUAGCUGAUCGUUCUAUUGUGCAUCCUAGGGGAAUCAUAGAGAAUCUGCUUGUUGGUGUUGGUGCAUUCACAUAUCCUGUUGAUUUUGUUAUUCUUGAUGUGCAUGAGGAUGUGGAUGUGCCUUUGAUUCUAGGUAGGCCAUUUCUUGCCACCGCCAAGGCACUAAUUGAUGUGCAUGAUGGUAAGUUGAUCUUGCGUGCUGGGGAUGAACAGGCUACUUUUUCUGUGACUGAGUUUGAUCACUGUGCUAUGAUUGCUGUCACGCCUGUGCAUGCUAUGUCUGAUCAGGUACACGAGUCUGUCGUGUACCCUUCUGCACCUCCUAUUUUGCAGGACCCUCCUAUCAUUCCUUCGCCGCCACUCCAUCCAGCCUCGCCUCCGAACAAAAAGCUCAAGGAGGAGUGGCGGCCGAAGCCGCAGGUUGCUAAGCCUGCACGGAAGAAGAGUGGAGACCACUAAGAGCUGGUCCCACCUCCUGCACCACGACCACCCUGGCCGUCUGGGUACUCGCUCUCCUGCAUCUUGCCAGAUGGGCAGGUCGAGCUGACCGAUGAUGGUGGUCGCAUCCGUCGGGUGCAAGGCCACAACCUGAAGCUGUACCUCAAGAGCGACGUGGAUCGGCUCUUGGAGGCACCUGUUCCUGCACCGCCCUGAGUAUCCACCAUGGGCGUCCAGCUAAUACGACGGUAAAGAAGCGCUUGUGGGGAGGCAACCCCACCACGGUUUGAUUUUUUUUUUCUUGUGUUUUGAGUCGGAUUGUAACCCGGUUUGGGUUUGGUUUGUUUUCUUUUGGUUUGGAUGAUAUUUUAUUGGGCUGACCAUUGAACCUAACAUAUUGUGUUUGAGCUCUUCUGUUCCCCUUUGGCUGUGCUUGCCCCGACUGGCCCGUUUCCAGUCCCCUGCAGUCCGUGCAUACCGGUAACAUCUUUUCCUAUCCCUUCCCUCUUCUCCAUUGAGGGCAAUGUCGAUCUUAAGUGUGGGGGGGUGUUUAUCUUUUGACUGCAUUAGAUCUGUUUGUGUGCUUGGAGCCUAGUCCACUGUCCAAAUUUUUAAAUUUGAGGGCUCCAAGUACGUGUCUCCUUGCAAUUGCCUGCUCAGUAUGCUUUGAAUUGACAGUCUUUAUAGUAACAUGCAACCUAGGGAGGUAGUGUAGCACUAUGGAGGAUGUUGAUGCAUUUAAGGAGUCUCAUUUCUUCUUCAUAUUGAGUUGGUUGAUUGAGUGAAUUAGUGAUCUUAGGACCCUUGAAUUGUGUGGUGUUGUGGAUUCUCUACCUGUCAUGGACUCUUGUAUCAUGUUUUGAGUUUAACAGGUGCUCGAAAAUGUGCUUCAAAAUAACGUCUCCCGUGCGAAUAGGGCGAAAGUGUGUAGGGGGAGACGGGAAUCCGUUCCCAACUUCCACCUACUACCUCCAGCCCCCUUACAUGUCUUUCCCCCGCACGAGGCUCGAGACAUCCGCUCCUGGCAUGGCCGGUAAGAGCAGGUUGGGACCCUUGAAAAGAAAAGAAAAGAAAAACAACAGAAAACAAGCAAAACAGAAAAAAAGGGGUUCCAACCAUCUUCAAAGAAAAUCGAGCACCUUGAAAAAUGUGAGUCCAUGAUCUGUUGUUUUUGAGAAUCUCUUCAUCCACAAUUCAUUUGUCCUCUGUUCACUAUUUGCCAUGAUGCCGACUCGCCGAAGAAGUUAUGAGAUGACUUGUGCGUCGGUUGACCUCGUAAGUUGCUAAAUGAUCUAGGAAGUCCUCUACCUACGAUCUGGGUUGUUUGUUGCUAUAGAGGUCUGGAGAGUUGCAUUGGUUUGAGUUAGGUUUGCUUGGGGACAAGCAAACGGUUAAGUGUGGGGGAAUUUGAUACCGAUGUAAAUGCACAUGUUUGCGCCCCUAGUUCUUAUCCGUUUGAGGGGCAUAGUCGUGUACUUUUGGCCUAUUUUGCGCCGGGUUGUGCUAUUUUGUCAUAUUUCAGGUCCCAGGUGUCAAAGGGAAGGCUAAGCACGAGUUUCGGGGCAUUCAGAAGUCAUUUCGGUGAGCUGGAGCCAAAACACGGGCAGCCUAAGGCAUUACACGGCCGUGUACUGCUGGCCGUGCUUUUUAUGCCGAGAGCAAAUUCAGUUUGGUCGAUUCAGCUGCAAACACGGGCACCAAAGCACGGCCGUGUUCAGGCAAAGCACGGCCGUGUACAUCGCGAAGCACGGCCGUGUUUCCUCCCACUGCUGGCCGUGUAAUUAAACACUGGCCGAAAC